Molecule: messenger RNA, 633 nt
Organism: Gongylonema pulchrum
Lineage: Eukaryota; Metazoa; Nematoda; Chromadorea; Rhabditida; Gongylonematidae
Source: the annotation of a GenBank genome assembly
AUGGAGAAGCGGGCACGAGUGGAUGCUGCAGGCGAUCACCGAUGGACGGAACUGCAAGAAUUGUUCGUAUCGGAGGCGCGUGACAAGGAGGCCGACGUUCUUUUCCUUGGCGAUGACCACGUCGCGUUUUUGGAGCAGUCACUGUUUUUCCGGGAGCAUUUAGCGCCGUUGCAUUGCCUUUGCUUUGGUGCGUUCGGCGACACAAUUUCGAAUUUGCUGUGGAGGCUCGAGAGUAACAUACUGGAUGAUCUCAACCCGAAGGUAAUCGUUGUGAGUAUUGGCAACUCGGAUUUCCAUCUCUCGAAGGAGGAAAUGCUGGAUGCGCUGAAGCUUGUUGCUGCAACAGUCCGAAAGCGGAAACCAACCGCAAAACUCUUCCUCAUGAAACUUCUUCCGUCGGGAAGAAGACCCAGCAAAAGGCGUGAAUUAGUGAACGAUGUCAAUGAAAGUUUGGAAGGCGCACUGAAAGGAGUUGCGGAUGUGAUCGAUGUGGACCCUUCGAUACAAAGCACCGAUGGGCAUAUCGACUCACACUAUAUGUUCGAUUUUGUUCAUCUUACCCAAGAGGGCUAUCGUAAAAUUUAUGAACCGGUUUUAAUCGCUGUAAGCUCCGCACUCAAUCCGGAUUUGUGA